GUUUAGGGAGCCACACACAAACCUUGACACACACGUUACUAUUAAGAAAAUUAAAGAAAAACGAGAUGUCAUUUCAAAGAGAGUGGUGAAUCGGUUCAGAGGAACAUUUCCGAUACUUCACAAGAUUCAAUACAAAUUUAUCAAAGUAAAAUCCGCAUCAGAUGCGUAAUGCAAUACAGCGGAUGAGCCCAAUACCAGUAUCAUAAUCAUACCAUGCAUCUAUCCCUUCAAUCCCCAUUCACUCAACAUUCAUUUUGUAUCUAGAUUUGCUUUCGCAUACCCAUUAAUCAUGUAAACUUUUCACCUUUCUCAUAUACCCAUAACAUAAAAUUUGUUUCCAUUGCUUCUGGGUGUCUUGGGCACAUUUGAAAGAGAGAGAGAGCUUCGGUUCCUGGUUUUCCAGAGAGAAAUUGAAGGAAUGGGAAUGCAGUGUUUGAUUGUGGUAAUAGAGGAGGUGAGUGGAGGGAGACUAUGGGGUUUUAGAGAUUGAAAUGUUUGGGAAUGGUGGAGGGAGGAGUAGAUAACAUGGAGAAAGAAUCUGAUUCGAAAGGUAAGCUUGAGUGCAAUUCUCCCAGUGCUGGGAAAUCGAAAAACUUUUCAUUCAGAGCACCACAGGAGAAGUUUACAAUCCAAGACUUUGAAUUGGGGAAGAUCUAUGGAGUCGGUUCUUACUCCAAGGUUGUUAGAGCAAUGAAAAAAGAUACUGGAAAUGUAUAUGCCUUGAAGAUCAUGGACAAAAAGUUCAUUACCAAAGAAAACAAGGCUGCUUAUGUGAAAUUAGAGCGUAUUGUGCUUGAUCAAUUAGAUCAUCCUGGUAUUGUUCGGCUAUAUUUUACGUUUCAAGACGCUUGUUCACUCUAUAUGGCACUUGAAUCCUGUGAAGGUGGAGAACUUUUUGAUCAAAUAACGAGGAAAGGCCGUUUGUCAGAGGAUGAAGCUCGUUUCUAUGCUGCUGAAGCUGUAGAAGCUCUUGAAUAUAUACAUACCAUGGGAUUGAUACAUCGGGAUCUUAAGCCAGAGAAUCUACUGCUUAGUGCAGAUGGGCAUAUUAAAAUUGCGGAUUUUGGCAGUGUGAAGCCAAUGCAAGACAGCCGAAUAACUGUCCUACCAAACGUAGCAUCAGAUGAUAAGGCAUGUACUUUUGUGGGAACAGCUGCUUAUGUCCCUCCGGAAGUUUUAAAUUCUUCUCCCGCAACUUUUGGAAAUGACCUCUGGGCACUAGGCUGCACGGUGUACCAAAUGCUUGCAGGGACUUCUCCCUUCAAAGAUUCUAGCGAAUGGCUUAUUUUCCAAAGAAUCGUUGCCAGAGAUUUAAGAUUUCCAGACUAUUUCUCUAAUGAAGCCAGAGAUCUUGUUGAUCGGUUAUUGGAUAUGGAACCUCGUAGAAGACCUGGCGCGGGACCUGAGGGUUACUCUGCACUUAAGACUCAUCGUUUUUUUGAAGGGAUUGACUGGAAAAAUUUGAGAUAUCGGACCCCUCCAAAACUUGCAGUGGAGCAAAGAAAUCACUCACACGCUGCGGAUGGUUCGGCCAGAACAAACGAAGGAAGCGAGGGGGCUUCAUCAUCUUCUGAGGCCGCUAAUAGCAUCACUAAGAUUGCUGCAGUUGAUUCAUUUGAUUCGAGGUGGCAAGAAUUUUUGGAGCCUGGGGAGAUUGUUCUUAUGGCAUCUGUGCUUAAGAAAAUGCAGAAACUUACGAGCAAGAAAGUGCAGCUUAUCCUCACAAGCAAACCACGCCUUAUUUAUGUAGACCCGGCAAAGUUGAUUGUCAAAGGGAACAUCAUAUGGUCCGACAAUCCCAAUGAGCUUAACGUUCAAGCCGCAACCCCUUCACAAUUGAAGAUCUGCACGCCGAAGAAAAUUUUGUUGUUCGAAGAUUCUAAGCAAAAGGCGGUUCAGUGGAAAAAGGCGAUUGAAGCUCUUCAACACCGCUCUGGAGCUGUUUGAGCGAUAUUCUGCCAUGACUUCGGUAGCAAAAUUGAGUUCUGACUAAUACAAAUCGAGUUGUAAAUUGUUCUUUAUGGGUUCUUUUGAAAUCCCCUUAUUCGGUUUUUUGUAGAGUUUCUGUUUAUGAUAUAGUUUGUGUUAAGUUAAAAGAAAAUGUAUACACACUGCAUUAGUAUCUAGUGAAGGGCAGUAAGAAAAAAACUUGUUACUAAAGCCCUUUUAUGUAUUUGAUGAAUUAGCUGUGAAUGAAUUUUGAUUUGUUAAUCAACUGUCUGUUGAA
Messenger RNA from Ipomoea nil (Japanese morning glory), 2227 nucleotides. RefSeq names its product 3-phosphoinositide-dependent protein kinase 2-like. Bases 502 to 1947 code for a protein of 481 amino acids. Gene Ontology annotation, molecular function: ATP binding; protein serine/threonine kinase activity. Gene Ontology annotation, biological process: peptidyl-serine phosphorylation; intracellular signal transduction. The record is from RefSeq and is a predicted model, not a curated record. The transcript has 12 exons. NCBI's taxonomy places the organism in Eukaryota, Viridiplantae, Streptophyta, Magnoliopsida, Solanales, Convolvulaceae.